GGCAGCCAGCGCGCAUGCGCACGCGGGCCGACAUCCGCCCGCGCCGGGGCUCGCGCACCGACAUGGCGGCGGCGGCGGAGGGUGGCGGCGGCGGCGCCGGCGGGGCGCGGCCCGACCCGACGGUGCAGCGGGCCGAGCUGGGGCCGCUGCUGGCUAUGGCCCUCCGGCCGGGGGAAUCCUGGUACCUGGUGGACAGCCGGUGGUUCAAGCAGUGGAAGAAGUACGUGGGCUUCGACAGCUGGGACAUGUUCGGUGUGGGCGAUCCCGGAUUCUUCCCCGGGCCUAUCGACAAUUCGGGUCUCUUCAGCGAUCCAGAAACGCAGAGUUUAAAAGAACACCUCAUUGAUGAGCUAGAUUACGUAUUGGUUCCUACUGAAGCCUGGAAUAAACUAGUAGCAUGGUAUGGUUGCGUAGAUGGACAGCAGCCUAUUGUGAGGAAAGUAGUGGAGUAUGGUCUGUUUGUGAAGCACUAUAAGGUUGAAGUUUAUCUUCUUGAGCUGAAGCUGUGUGAGAGCAGCAAUCCUGACAAUGUAAUUAGCUGCCACUUCAGUAAAGCAGACACUGUUGCUACCAUCGAGAAAGAAAUGAGAAAACUAUUUAAUAUCCCAGCUGAGAAAGAAACUAGAUUAUGGAACAGGUAUAUGAGUAACAUGUAUGAGCAGCUCAGCAAGCUGGAUAGCACAGUGCAAGAUGCGGGGCUCUAUCAAGGUCAGGUUGUUCUAAUAGAAGUGAAAAAUGAAGAUGGCACGUGUCCUGGACAGCAUUUCCUGGCAAAAUCAAGCACUGCAACUAGCAGAAACUUUACUACCUCUUCAAAAUCAUCAGCAAGUUCUUAUUCCUCAGUGUCUGCCACCUCUGUCAUUACUAACGGUGAUAACAGUAACUCCUAUGGACUGAACAGCUCCCACCUGGGCAGGGGAGGUUCUGGAUUUGUCUGUAACUCUUACAGCUGCAGGGACAGCGCUUCCCUGACACAGCCUGGACUCUGCGGACUCAGUAACCUUGGAAAUACCUGCUUCAUGAAUUCUGCAUUACAGUGUCUAAGCAAUACACCUCCUCUGACUGAUUAUUUCCUGGAAGAUAAAUAUGAAGCUGAAAUAAAUCAGAACAAUCCACUGGGGAUGAGAGGAGAAAUUGCAGAGGCCUAUGCAGAGCUCAUUAAACAGAUUUGGUCUGGGAGACAGUCUUAUGUGGCCCCUCGGAUGUUUAAAACACAGGUUGGCCAGUUUGCUCCUCAGUUUUCAGGAUACCAGCAGCAAGAUUCCCAGGAGCUUUUGGCUUUUCUUCUAGAUGGCUUGCACGAGGAUUUGAACAGAGUGAAGAAGAAGCCCUACUUGGAGCUGAAGGAUGCUAAUGGCAGACCUGAUUCGGAGGUGGCAAAAGAGGCUUGGGAGAAUCAUAGGCUGAGGAAUGAUUCUAUCAUUGUGGAUAUUUUUCAUGGUCUCUUCAAAUCUACCCUUGUUUGUCCUAAAUGCUCCAAAGUUUCUGUGACCUUUGAUCCCUUCUGUUACUUAACCCUUCCACUGCCCUUGAGGAGAGAUCGUCCCAUGGAAGUUACCUUGGUAUAUGCAGCCCCACAGCGUAGACCUGUCCAGUACCGGGUUGUGGUGCCGAUGAUGGGGGCCAUCUCGGAUCUGUGUGACUCACUCUCCAAACUCUCUGGUGUUCCUGCAGAAAAUAUGGUGGUGACAGACGUGUAUAAUCAUCGAUUCCACAAAAUCUUCCAAAUGGAUGAAGGUUUAAAUCAUAUCAUGCCAAAAGACGACAUCUUUGUGAAAUGUUUUCAAUUUUUAUUUAGCCUGUGGUCUGAGGAACCCUUGGAGAUCUCUGUGAGUUAAAACUCUUAUGUUGAAACUGGCUUGUAUAAGUUUUUUUUCAGGCUUUCUAAAUCUUAGUCUAAGAUGGUGAGGAUUGUCUGAGUUGCUUUUGGAGGAGUAAUAUUGUCUGUUUGGACUUGGUACAUAGUUGCUAAAAAAGUGCAUAACUUUAAAAUUAGUGCAAAUGUUUGUGUCCUGCUGGCUUCAAAACUUGUUUCCCACUGGGGAAUGUACUUGCAGCCAUGGAGGUGCAUCCUCUGCCUUUUGCUUCUUGCAGAAAGGGUUUUUAACCCUGCUAGAGAGGGCUCCUGCACAGAACCCCACUCCAGAAGUUUUAGCUGUUGCACUGGCCCUUGUAUGUUUUCCUUCAGUGGUGGGACACUUCUUGGGUUGCCUGCUUGCUUUUUUUGUCAAAAGCAAACGCUGCUCUGACUUGCAUCUGCCACCACUACCCACCUUGGGGCUGCACCCAGGCACUGCCAUGUGUGCUUUCUUUGCGGGCCUCUUCUCCAAAACCAGAGCAGGAACAGUCCUGUUCGCUCCUCGUGUUCUCUGGUUAACUUGUUCCUUCUAGCUUAACUGGAGUAGAUAAUGUUCCUGAAAUUUCUUGCUUUUUGUUUUAGCAUGAAAACAUAGUUUGGGCUUAUUCUCAGUGCUGGGCUGGCUGAGUAACACUGGGCAUUCAUUCUUGCGCCUUAGCUGGGUUGAUGUAACUGGAAUCAGAAGGUAACCUGGGCCAGGAUAUAGGAUAGUGUUAAAAUAACUGUUCUCUUGUCUGGCGUGGAGUGCCAUGUUGCUCUGCACACAGCUGUCCUGGGGUACCUGUGGAAGCCUCUCAGGAGUAGGGCAGGGGUGGGUUAAACAGAAAUUUCUCAUAUGUUCCUCAAGCUGUUAACAUUUCUAGUAGAAGUUACCAACUGUAAGGUGUCGGAUCAGGCCUUGCUGCCUUCCUGAAGACGUUGCGUGAUGCGUGGCUGAAGAAUGUGGCAUAUGGUGGUUGUAUGUUCAGAUUGCUGCUGCUGGUAACCUCAGGAGUUUUUGAUAUCCCAGCAACUUGCUUAUUUUCUUAGAUUACAGGCAGAUAUCUCACUGUUUGUUAAAUGGAGGAAUAAAAAAACAUCGGAAAAAAUAUCUUAUGUCUUCCAAAAUCUUCCACCUUUAAAGUACAAACUUGUUUCCACUUGAGACUAAAAAUAUGUAAUUGAAAUGAUGUAUAGUUGAGAAACGUUUUAUUUCCCCAAAGACAGUGAAGGCUUGAGUGCCCACUGAAAAGCAUUUUGUUCUUUUGAUUUUAAAUUAAGGUCAAUUCUUUAUUAAGUGACAGGAAAAGACUUGCUGUUUAUGAUUUGAGGGAUGGCUCUGUAUGGCUGCAUAGUCCACAAAAUGUUCAGUUUGGAAAAGAUCCUCUUGUGCUGACUGGUGACGUAGUUGUGGCGUGUAUCACUAGUUACACUGAGUAAUGUGUAUCUCUUCUGUUCCUGAAAGAAAACUGUCUUUGUAUUGAUUAAUGAAGGGGAACAGCUGCCUUUUUAUUAGAAAGUAUAGCUGUGUAAUGUUUUACAGUGACAGUAUUUUCACCCCAAAAUCACAAUUUAAAUAAAUAACAACCUAAAAGAGAUUAAAUAAAUCAGUGUGAACCCAUCAGAAUUUUAUUUGCACACUAAGAUGGGCUGAUGAUGUAUCGAUUUAUUAGCAAGGAAGAAACCUUCUGGAAGCUGUUUGCCUACUAUGUUUUGAAAACAGAUUUUUUUUCUAAGGUUUGAAUCAUUUAAUUGCCAUAUGUAGUAAGGCUAAAACAUAUCAGCUUCUAUUCUAGGAGAACAAAUUGCAGAAAAUAUUAAGUUUUUAGUAGCAUUACUGAUGUUACAAAUCAAGUAUUUUGUUGUUUUUUUUUUUUUAAUUGAAAUUGAAAACUGCAGCAUUUCAGGUUAUUGUGCUCACAGUGCAGCAAAGUUACGCGAGAGGCAUGUCAGGUGGGAAAAACAGACUGGAGAGGGGUAAGGUAAUCAUGGCAUUAACAUGUAGGCGGGCUUGUUACCUGGUACACAGCACCCAUUCUCACAAUGAGUCAAGGUAUUUCUAUACCUUUAUUCCAGUUUGUACAAGGUAGUGAGCUAGGUGCUGAGCCGCAAAUGCCUAACUCACUGAUGGUCAAAACUUUGUACUAUUUAUACAGUUCAGAAAGCAAAGUUAUCAGCCUUCAUUGCUUACAAGUUACAGAAUUCCUUCAAUAUGUAAUACUGAAUUUCCUGUUUAUCAAGUAAUUCUCUUGCUUCUGGUGUUAAUUAGUUUGCAUGCUCUGUCUCAACUUCUUUUUGGGUCUGGAAGGGUUUCUUGAGUCGGUAGUUGUGGUCUUCCCCUGCUGGCAUUGCCUUUCCCCUGGUUGGUGCUGCUUGUGGUAGACUUCCAGUCAGCUCAUUCAUCUUGUGACGUACUUUACUCCUUUAAACAAAGAACUUGCUGGUGCUUAACGAAGCACUUAGCAGGACAUGCAAAAGUGCUUAUAUCUUGAACUGACUAUUAACAAUUAAUUUGCUCUAAUUGUUUUAAUGUUAACCUACUAAUAGUACAUUCAAUUAUUAAUCAUUUGCUAUCAAUGGUACCUUUUGCAGGGUGUGUUCUUAGGUACUAAAUGUUAACCUAGAUGGGUUUGAAGCUGACAUAUACUAUGCAACUUGGGAUAUGACUGAGGACCAUUAUGUUAAUAAUUUGUAUUUAAGUAAACAUGUUAUUCACUGUCUCAUGUACUUGAACCAUCCUAAUUAAUGUUUUAUUGAUCUCAUCACUUUUACAUACUGAUCAUC
Falco peregrinus (peregrine falcon) is the source of this 4621-nucleotide messenger RNA. RefSeq names its product ubiquitin specific peptidase 4 (gene USP4). Lineage: Eukaryota; Metazoa; Chordata; Aves; Falconiformes; Falconidae. Gene Ontology annotation, molecular function: cysteine-type deubiquitinase activity. The record is from RefSeq and is a predicted model, not a curated record. The coding region runs from base 15 to 1838 and encodes 607 amino acids. Gene Ontology annotation, biological process: protein deubiquitination. The transcript is spliced from 14 exons.